AUGAAUGACACGACGGGAAAACUCCGGCGCAAUAAGGCCACAACCUUUGAAUCUCCAAGCAUUCCAAAAGGUUUGUGAAUGUUCUUUUUGUGAUACUAAACAAAAUACUUUUUUUCAAUUUCCCAUUCAGCAUUUUUUGAUCUCCAACAUCAUUUCAUAUUCUGCAAGAAAAAAGCCCCGGUAGAUGGAAUUGAAGCCAUUCAGCGAGAUGGAGCCGCCAUCAGGUCCGUCCUCAUAACUCAUUAAAAAGAGAUUCAUAUUAUGUUUUGCAGCGAGCAUGCUGUUGUCAAAUACGCCAAUGACGAACGUCCGGACGAGAAAGAGAAACAAGAUCUAGAGAAUAUGUUCAAAACGGUUCUACGGAUAGGAGUCCGUGAGUUCACACAUUCAUUUGAGAGAAUACUCAUAAGGGAGCUCGGAAAUUCAGAUAAUUUUGACAUGGUCUACACACAUCUCCUUCAACUGUCGCAAUGUUACGAGGCUAUGGCAAGGAACAAUAAACUGAUUGUAUUCACAAAUGACAUAUCUGUACGGAAAGCAUUUAAUGGAUUAGUUUACAAUUGUAAGCUGCCUGACUCUUGCAAAGAUCAAACCAUCAGAUUCACUUUUCAGGCAUGCGCACCGGAUUAGUCGCCGAUUCGAAAACAUUGGAGAUCACCGGUGUACUUUCGGUCACCGAUUUCAUCAUGGUAAUAGUCGGCAAAACCUUAUUCAAUAGGCUUAACUCUUGAAUUUUCCUAGAUCCUAAUGAUGUUGUGGAAGUUCCGUGAGAAUCUCGAUGAGCUCAAAGGCACACCACUAAGCCACGAGGAUUUCCGGCAGAUGGAUGUGGCUUAUAUGCCCAUCUCACGAUGGAAGGGUACGAAUUAGGACACCUCAGUCAGUGUGGAUUACCAAUUCGUUUAGGGUGUCUUGAGAUGAGAGGCCAAUUGAAGCCAUUCAUCAACAUUGGCCUGAAAGAGAGCAUUUUCCGGGCCGUCGAGCUGCUCACUAAAUAUAGAAUUCAUCGGCUUCCGGUCAUGGACGAAAACACUGGCGAUUGUGCCUACAUUCUAACACAUCGUAGGAUAUUACACUACAUUUGGAAGCAUGUAAGAAUAUUUUAGCGAUAAUUCAGAGCAACUUUUUAAUUUUGAUUUCAGUGUGCUCUCCUUCCGAGACCGACUUGCUUGUGCCGUAGAGUGGCGGACCUGCAGAUUGGAACUUGGAAAAACUUGCUUUAUGUUAGUUUUAAAUGAACAAAACAACUAAAGAAGAACAUUUUUAGGCGGAUGAACGAACACCACUGAUCGAAUGCCUUGACAUGUUGAUUGACAACAAAAUCAGUGGAAUACCGAUUGUACAAAUGAAAACAAUGAAAGCAAGUUUUUACUAGACAGUUAGAAUAAAACAAAACAAUCAAUUUCUCGACAGGUAAUCGAAGUUUAUACCCGAUUCGAUGCUGCUUCAGCCGCUUUUGCCGACCACAUAGAUCUCAGUGUUCCCGUAUCAACUGCCAUUAAAGAGAGGGACACACUUUGUGUAAAAAUCAAUACAUAGUUUUUGAAAGUAUUUAUUGUUUUUUCAGGGAAUACGACGUGAUGGCGUAGUCACCGCUCAUUACACAACGACUUUAUGGUCUCUGAUCGAGAUUUUCAUCGACAAGAAUGUUCAUCGGAUUUUCAUGGUCGACGAAAGAUUGAUUCUGAAAGUGCGUCCAUUUAAUUUCACGCUUCAAUACGCUUUUUAAGGGAAUCAUUUCGUUAUCUGACGUCAUUGAAUUUCUCGUCCUGCGCCCUUCGAAACGAUCGACUGGAGGAGAUGUGCAAUAG
Caenorhabditis sp. 36 PRJEB53466 is the source of this 1811-nucleotide messenger RNA. The record is from the annotation of a GenBank genome assembly. Lineage: Eukaryota; Metazoa; Nematoda; Chromadorea; Rhabditida; Rhabditidae.